AUGAAUCAAAUUUCAGAGUUGACGGGGGACGGCUGACGAGUAAGAAAAACAAAAAAGACGAGUAAAGGAUCUGCAUUUUGGACUCGCUGGAGCAAAGCGAAAGGCGGAAAUGGCGACGGCAGCGUUGGGGAUGCAGAAGCUACUGCAAGUAGGCACGAAGAUCGUCGGCGUCGGCCGCAACUACGCCGCUCACGCCAAAGAACUCGGCAACGCCGUCCCCAAGGAGCCGGUGUUGUUCCUGAAACCUACAUCCUCCUACUUGGAGAACGGAGGCACGAUCUUGAUUCCACAUCCUCUCGACUCGCUGCAUCACGAAGUGGAGCUCGCGGUCGUCAUCGGCCAGAAAGCUCGCGAUGUGCCGGAGGCUUCCGCCAUGGAUUACAUCGGAGGUUACGCCCUUGCGCUGGAUAUGACCGCAAGAGAAAUCCAAGCUUCUGCUAAGUCAGCAGGCCUUCCAUGGACUGUGGCCAAGGGGCAGGAUACAUUCACACCUAUUAGUUCCAUUCUCCCCAAGUCGGCUGUACCUGAUCCUGAUAACUUGGAACUAUGGUUAAAGGUAGAUGAUGAGAUAAGGCAGAAAGGUUCCACAAAGGAUAUGAUGUUUAAGAUCCCAUUUCUCAUCAGCCAUAUAAGUGCAAUCAUGACCCUUUUUGAGGGAGAUGUCAUUUUAACAGGCACGCCUCCAGGUGUCGGUCCAGUGAAAGCCGGCCAGAGGGUAACUGCUGGAAUAACGGAUCUUGUUGAUGUCCAUUUCAACUGUGAAAUCCGUAAGAGGCCUAUAAAUUGAUCAUCACCUCCCUUCCCAAAGUGUCCAUCUGGCUCGUCAAAAAAGGGAUGCAGCUUUCUCUGCCAAGUAUGUUCUCUUCUGUAGGAUUUUGUAUCUCUAGAGAUGAACAGUGAGGGUGAAUUUCCAACCAGAGAAGAUGCACUGAUCAUUAACCAUCCACAUAAUAAACUGGGAAAGAACCAUGGUGACAGCCUUGAUCAUAAAAGCAAAACUGUUUCUAAUUUAGUUUACAUCUUAUUGGAUAUCAGAUGAUGGCAAUACUCUGGCUAUCAGCUACAUUUGCAGAGCCUGGAAACUAAGAAGAAUUCUCCAUAAUUUGCUUGCACAACAAGAAAAAAGAACACAUCUUAUUAUAUGAUGGAUCACUUGCUUUGUGUAACCUUGUUCGUCUGCUAUUCCGGGAAUUAGGAGUACAAUAUCAUCAGAACUUGCUAAUGAAGUUAGACGAUGUGAUUGCUGAUAUCGUCGGCCCUUUCUUCGUUGAGGAAAUGGCCGACCCCUUUCAUGACAACCAGUUUCUGCAGAAACGGAACGUCCCUCUUGAAACCCCCUUUGUGUAUGUACGCUCUCGAAUUCCCAGUGGUGUAGGCAACGUUCUUGAUCCCCGACGAUGAACUUAAUCGGCACUUUCACUUGGUCUCCUUGGCAUGGCGCUGUUAGCUCCCAGUUCCUGCCCAAAAUACAGAACAUCAGAGCCAACAUUUAUGGUGCCCUUUCGAAGAACAGAUCGAGGAAGACUCACUGAUUCAAGUUCCGGUAAUAGUUCACCCCUCCAGCGAAGCCUGCUUCAUCGUACUUGUCGGUGAAGUACUUGAGAUCCUCCGACACCGACAACCAAGGUGGCAGGGGAAUUGGGGUGUCCGGCGAGUGGCCAAACAGUCUGCCCUUAGUCAAGAAAAUGGGAGCAGUAGUGUGCUGCGUGAAGAACUCCUUGAGAACUCUCUCUGUUCCAAGCUCUGCAAAUUCGGCUUCCACCACUCCUUGCUCCUGAAAAAAUCGACCCCAACAAAUAUAAGUUUGUUUCGAUUUUACCAAGGUUGUCAACCCGCGGGUUGACCCACGGGUCGACCCAGUUUGACCCUGACCCGAUGAGAAAAAAGGGUCGCACGCACCUGCCGGGCCGACCGUUAUAAGGUACUGGGUUGGAGGUCAAAUUGUGUCAUUUUUUCCUUUGAUUUGCGAAAUGCGCCUAUUUUCCGAUUUUUCUUUUCGCCCAACUCAAUCUUUGGAAUCCUAAGUUGAACAUUUGAAUAUUUAUGUUAUAUAAGUG
This is a messenger RNA of Linum tenue, 2057 nucleotides long. Lineage: Eukaryota; Viridiplantae; Streptophyta; Magnoliopsida; Malpighiales; Linaceae. The record is from the annotation of a GenBank genome assembly.